AUGGACCAAACAAGAAAGGAUGUCGCACGACCGGUACUCCGCAUGGUGAGCCCACCAAAGACUUCAGCCAAGACACAACCCAAGGCGGCCAAGCUCUUUUUGCCCCACCAACCAAUAGAACGCCACCAAGCACCAACAAAAUCACUUGAACCAAUGGUGCAUCCAUUUGCUGAUAAAAGGAUUCCAGAGUCAAAUCUUGUGCUGCAAGGUGCACAACGACCAAAAGAGCGCCGUUCGAAGUCGAGAAGUAUGCGGCUUGCGAGUAUCCCCAUAUACACGAUGUCAAAAUUAGACAGAAAAGACAAGAAAAAGGUGAAGAAGAUGGACGUGCCGAUUAAUUGGUCGAAGUCAGACAUCGCGAAGCAGUCAAUGAUGUUUGUCUUAAAGACGAAUCACCCUUCGUCCCUUACCGCCGCCAACAACAAAAAGCCAAGACCACCCCAUUCUCUUAAUAUGAAGAUGCUCUUGCACUUACCACCACAAACCAAGCAACAACAGCCAAAAGCGAUGGAAUGUGUCAUGUGA
This is a messenger RNA of Entamoeba invadens IP1, 525 nucleotides long. RefSeq lists its product as hypothetical. The record is from RefSeq and is a predicted model, not a curated record. The transcript has a single exon. Lineage: Eukaryota; Evosea; Mastigamoebida; Endamoebidae. The coding region runs from base 1 to 525 and encodes 174 amino acids.